GUAUGGGUGGUCGGGGGUGUGGGUAACCUGACUUUGGAGGAAGUCACCGACGGGACAUGGUGGGCUUUCCGUCUGUCUUCCAUCCCUCACGACGACGGGAGAAGGGCUCGUCGGCGGUGGUCAACAUGGUUCGCAUGUCGGCUUCGUUUGGUACUGGUCAAGCUGUGCCGACCACGGCGGAGUUUGCCCGCAAGGCCGGCGUGCCCGAGGUCGCCAUCCAGCGCAAGCAGCGCAAGAUCUCGCGUGCUACCGUCAUCCUUGCCCUUGUAGGCCUUGGUCUUGCAUGUCUCUCGCACGAGAUCGAGCACGCCCACGAUGGACAACCCACUUUCAUCUCCACCAUCCUCAAAGCAUUUGUCUCGCUCUCCACGAUCGGCCUGCUCUGGACUGUGUACUCGUACUUUAGCCUCGCACAUCGUCUGCUGCGGCUGAAGGAUCUGACGCCGGCGUCGUCAACGGUCUUCACCUCGCCGCUCGCUGUCUCGUGCGCGUUUGAGAUGGUAAUCUGUGCCGUCCACGCCGGCCCGUUCCUGGACCUACCCGCGGUUCAGCGGAUCGACUACGACGUCAUGCGCGAGCGGAGCGACUCGGAAGUCCGCAUCCGCUCCCCAUCCUCAUCCUCAUGUUUCUCCGCGCCUAUCUUAUCCCGCGCUACAUUCGCGAUCACUCGUUCCUCUUCCGGCGCGGCUCGCAGUUUAUCGGCGCGCUCUCCGACGUCGAGUUCUCCAAUCUUUUUGUGCUCAAGACCAUCCUCGAUGCCCACCCAUACUCGGUCGUCGCCGGCUUGCUCUCGACCCUCGUUGCGGUUCUUUCGUACAUUGUCCACAUUGCCGAGCGCAUCGACAAUCCGCAGCACGCCCAGUUUGGCGACUCGAUCUGGUUUCUCGGCAUCACCCUCGUCACCGUCGGCUACGGCGACAUUGUCGUCACCACGCUCUCCGGCCGCAUCUCCGCCUUUGUCACUGCCCUCAUCGGCCUCCUUCUCACCGCCCUCCUCGUCGCCCUCGUCCAGCGCCGCCUCGCGCUCUCGCUGCAAGAGGCCAAGGUCGUCACCUUUCUCCGCCGCGACCGCUCGCGCCGUCUCGUUGCGCCGUCGGCAGCCGUCGUCAUCCAAAAGGCGUGGGCCUACUCGCGCGCCCGUCGCGCCGUCAAAGCGCGGCCCUCGUUCCGCGCCCGUCGCGCCGUGCGCACCGCGGAGCGCACCAUGUACGCUGCCCUCCGCACAUGGCGCAAGCUCAAGCACUCGCUCUCGUCCAUGAACACCAAGACCGAGGCCGACUACGCCGCCAUCUUUGAGGAGAUCUUCAUCGAGCUCCUCGACCUCCAUGCGGACGUCAACUAUCUGCUCGAGCGCCUCCGCCUCCGCUCCGGCAUAUCCUCCUCUGGCCUCGCCGCUACCCGCACCUCGUCUGUCCUCAACACCUCGUCCCCACUCGCCCCCACCAAGUCCGCCUCCAUGGCCGACCUCGUCCGCGCCACCGACGCCAAGCUCGCCGCCGACUCCCGCGCCCUUCGCCUCUCGUUCACAGGCUUGCCGUCCGGCCCCCGCCUCGUGGACGCCACAGAGGCCUACUCUGAGUCUGUCGACUCGUGCUCGGCUGACAACACCGGUGACGCAGACACAUCGGGCCUCUCCGGAAACAGCUCGUGCGAGCGCGCCUGUCCGCGCUCCCGCUCCCGCUCGCACUCGCACUCGCGCCGCUCGCGCGCGUCGCACUCUGCCUCGGCGCCCGGCAUCGGCGUCCCGGCAACGCCACGGACGGAGCCAGAGAUCACAACCGCGACUCUCACCGCCACCGCUGCCAACAACCUCGAGCGUGUCUCCACCAUCCGCGGCGCGUCCAUGCUCAACGCCUCGACAUCGUCCGCAGGCACCGAUCGCCAGCCGCCGCCCGGCCAGCCCUCGCUCCUCCACUGGGCCCAGCAGGACUACCCGCACGAAAAGUCGGCCGCCAUCUCGCGGCUUGAGUACGAGAUUGCGCGCCAGGGCGCCAUGCUUCGCUCCAUGUCCUUCCGCUCCUUCAAGUCGGCCGACAAGACUGGCUACAAGCGCCGCAAGCACCUCCUCCGUCGUCUCGAUCCCUCCUCGACUGCGGCCAUCAGCGCCCUUUCCCUCGACGACGACAGCUCGCCAUGCUCGAGCCCGCGCCCGCGCGCAAACUCGACAAGCUCGCGCCCCCGCGACCACUCGGUCUCCUUCCGCCUCCCGCACGAGUCCUACGCUGAUUCCGCCGCUGCCGCCAGCCGCACUGACGUCUCUGACCGCAUCGACGCCCUCACCGCUGCCACGUCCGCGCUCAUGGAAGAGGACUCGGCGGCACUCAACUCGCUCCAGCGCGAAGUUGCGUCGCUCGAGCUCAAGGUCGACGCCCAGUUCUCGUCCAUCAACGCCGCCCUCGCCAUCCUCCUCGAGCGCUCAGCUGGCCCGGCCACGGCGCCGCCGCCGUCCUCGCACCCCCUACGCGGCGUCUCCCACGCCACAGGCUCGCCCUACGCCGCAGGCUCGCGCCCGCGCGGCUCGCGCCCGCGCGCCCCCCGCGGACGCACCCAUCCCCGCAACCGGCCCCACCCACCGUCGGCCAUGCCCGAGCCGGCUCCCGGCCUUGACGGCCUGACGCCGAUCAUGCCGCCACUCCCAGGUCGCACACCCACUCAUCGCAAGCGGUAGAUAAACGCGUUUAGUAGCUAGCUAC
This is a messenger RNA of Thecamonas trahens ATCC 50062, 2693 nucleotides long. Its product is annotated as potassium channel TSK2. Gene Ontology annotation, cellular component: plasma membrane. The record is from RefSeq and is a predicted model, not a curated record. NCBI's taxonomy places the organism in Eukaryota, Apusomonadida, Apusomonadidae. Bases 623 to 2668 code for a protein of 681 amino acids. Gene Ontology annotation, biological process: potassium ion transport. The transcript is spliced from 2 exons. Gene Ontology annotation, molecular function: calmodulin binding; small conductance calcium-activated potassium channel activity.